AUGGACAUCAACAACUCCAAUCACAUCAUUCCCUUCUCCGACUUACAUCACGUCUCAUUGUUCGACAUGGCAGCGCAAGAGGCUGCUGAGUUGACACACGACGAACUGUGGGAUGACUCUGCGCUCGUCAACAGCUGGGACGAAGCAUUCGCCGAGUACAAGAAAUACCACAGCCUCGCAGCGAAGGGGGAGAAGGUACAAGUAGUGGCGGUCGAGAAAGAAAACGAGACUUCAUCAGAAACGCCCAAUGGCAUCACCAAGCAACCACAGUCUACUGCCCCUGUCAACUUCGUCCACACAACAAAGUCUACCGCAACAACAGCUCCAGUUCCGGCCACGACAGCAGGUCCCAUUGUUCCUCCCGGUCUGGCAAGCCUUCCUCAGAACAUCAUCACGCCAGGACAAGACGAGAACCUCAAGAAUAUCAUGAUGUCGUGGUACUACGCUGGCUACUAUACUGGACUGUACGAGGGCCAGCAGAAGGCUUGGGCUGCGAUGCAGGAGGGAUGA
Fulvia fulva is the source of this 510-nucleotide messenger RNA. Its product is annotated as Survival motor neuron-like protein 1. The transcript is spliced from 3 exons. NCBI's taxonomy places the organism in Eukaryota, Fungi, Ascomycota, Dothideomycetes, Mycosphaerellales, Mycosphaerellaceae. Bases 1 to 510 code for a protein of 169 amino acids. The record is from RefSeq and is a predicted model, not a curated record.